Miscanthus lutarioriparius is the source of this 492-nucleotide messenger RNA. NCBI's taxonomy places the organism in Eukaryota, Viridiplantae, Streptophyta, Magnoliopsida, Poales, Poaceae. The record is from the annotation of a GenBank genome assembly.
AUGACUCAAGCAGAAAAGGAUCGGGGUCUAGGUUCUGUUUUCAAACGUGAUGACCAAAGGCUUAAUCAGCUGAGGGAAAAAGAUGCACGAGAGAGAGAUCCAAAUUUUAUUUCGGAAAGUUACUCAGAGUGUUAUCCUGGUUACCAGGAGUAUAAUAAUGAGAUUGCAGAGAGUGAUGAUGAAGAUGAUUUAUCAAAGAUGGAUAUGGGUGGACGGGCUAAGGGCCGCCUUCACAGGUGGGAUUUUGAGACGGAAGAGGAGUGGGCGAAGUACAACGAUCAGAAAGAAGCCAUGCCAAAGGCUGCCUUCCAGUUUGGGGUGAAGAUGCAGGACGGCAGGAAGACGAGGAAGCAGAACAAGGACCAAAAGCUCACCAAUGUCCUCCACAAGAUAAACAAGAUCCUGGCUCGAAAGAAGGGUGACAAAGACGGGGCGGAUGAUGGCGGUCAUUACGAUGAUGAUUUGCCUAGCACAAAGAAACAAUGUGGCUGA